CUUACACCAGGCCUUGCUUAGAAUAACAGGAUGAUAAACAAUAACAAUAUUUUAAUUACAUAAAGUGCCACUGCCCUGUGUUGUGAAGACAUAUUUAUUCAAAUGACCCACUUCAAAAUGAUUUUUUGGGUCAUUUGCCAAUGGCCACAGGGAUCAAUUACCUCAAGGUCGUUGACCCCAUUUGGAGGUUUACUCAGGUGCAGACCUGUAUGUCUAUACAAUUUAAUCAAAAAGGUAACCAAUCGAUUAGCCUGAAUCAAUAUCCUGAGGAGGAUUUGGAAGCCAAUCAGCGAGCCUGGUGUUAUCUGGUCUAUUAUGCAAAUCCACAUGGGGUGUACUGAAAGAGUGCAAUCUUGCACGGGGGAAUUUUGUCAUAUUUCAAUCAUGUAGUCCCCGCGGAAGUAAAGAGAACGUAAGCAAUCCAAUUAAGAACAGGUGAAACCUGACAGGUGAUAAUUAGGGAUACCUCGUAUGCAUUUAAACGAUAAGAACACGCAUACACGAGGCAGAUACGUACGUUCGGAACAAGGGCGAAGGAAGACGGGGGACAGCAGCAAAGAAGCCAGAAGUGGAAAGGAGUGGGGGUUGCGGGGAUCGGAAGGGGUGUGGUAAACCGCCUACAUGUGAGCGAUUUAAAAGGUCCACCCACUCGCCCUUCUUCGUCUAACUGUUUCCAAAACCAUGCCGAGUUGCUUGUAACUGAUUUUUGGUGUAACAUACUAGUACCGGAGAAGCUGGUUCUCUUUUUGCCUCGCUGAAAAUAAACCCUUUCACAAAAUGACCCACGGGCCACGACGAACUACUGUAAGUGAUUUAAGUUUGCGAGGAUCUAAUUUCGUGGUUGUGAAAAUGGAGCGUUUACGGUGGUUUGAAGUUUGCGGUUCAGAUAGUAGCGCAGGUGGGUAGAAGACAGAACAAAACUUUCUUGGUCAAGUUCGAAUUUGCGACGAGCAGGUCACCGGGAAAACCGCGGACACGAAACCACCGCGAAAUUUCAAAAUGUACACUACGAAUAUACAUGAGUUAGAUCGGAAUUUUCUUCCUUAGUGGAGGAGAGCUAGCCGUAGGCAGGGACGUUACCGCGGACCGACGUUUCUGACCAAUUUUAUUUUUUGCCAAAAGUUUUGCCGAAUUCUAGGAUCCGCACUCCGUAGAAAGGCCUGGUGGAAGUUUUAAGCUCAGAGUACGAUCAAGGUAAUCUCCAAGAAGAUGUAACACUCGAGCUUGUUUUGGGUAUACUUGUAUUUGGCGGUGUUCUGCGGUGCAGCUAUUUAUCUGUAAAAAGGCGUCUUCAAAAAUCUAGAAAAUCGAAGGAAACACCACUAAAUACGCUCGAUACAAGCCAGACCUUUGCAUCUACUUGGCGAAUUAACUGCGCCACGACGUGUGUUUUCAGCCUAGCACACCAGGACCCAGGUCACCCACAAUGGAUUAUAUGUUGAAUUGUAAUUGUCACGUCACCUUGGUUAUAUAUUAGCUACAUUUUAAAACAUAUCCACCGUAAUAAACUACAAGUCAGCCAUUUGUGUUGCAAGAGUUGUUUAAGUUCAAUGAUCUAUUUCUCCCGACAUUUAUGUUGUGCCCUUCAGGCCUUCACAGUACAGAGUUUGCCGUCUGAUCUGUUAUGAAAAGGGGACGCUAACGGCUGUGUGCAGGUAGUUGUGGAGAAGACGGGCACCUGUUAGACCUGUUAGACCUGCCUUAAGUCUUAAAUUCUUAGCUUAUCACGCAUACGUUCCAGCUGCAUAAUAUAUCCUGAACCAUUUUGUCAGCAGGUGCACAAACGUCUGCGAUGGCCAUCAAACUGUUCCUGACGGUGGGACUGGUGUUUCUGGCGGCAGGCACAGCAGCGGAGAGGCUCGAAGAAGAGGGAAGUAGCAUGGCCGAUGAACAAGGGGAGAAGUCAAAGGAUGUCCCCGCUGAGAAACGGGUGCAGGACGCACGGGGUUCUAGCGGCUGGACCCGCUGGUUCGACCGCGACGACCCGCUCCCAACAGCAGAUUACGAGGCGCUCUGCGAACUCCGGAUCGAGAACCCCGGCAAGAUCUGCGACAGGCCCUCCGGCAUCCAGGCCCGAGUCAAAGGGAAGAACACCCCAGCCUCGGAGACGAGGGAGUACUUCGUGAAGUUCAGCCCCCACGAGGGACUCGUCUGCAUGGACGCGCACCAGUUGGACCGCCGAUGCGAGGACUACGAAGUGCGCUUCUGGUGCCCGUAGUGAGCAAACAGCAUGCGAUAUGACAUUUUUGCAUUAACGUAACAGGCAUACUCACAAUACGCACCUCAUACGCAUCUCAAUCGUUUUGUCAGUUUUAGGUAUGCAGGCAAUGCGCACAGUCAUUUUUGUCAUCUUUGUCAGACUAGGCCAUGCUGGUUUGAUGAUGUGGAUAAUUGAUGCGAGAAUGAAAAAAAAAAUGUUUUGCAAAAAGUUGCCUUCAGUAUGCAAUCUUAGUGGCCAGAAGGGUUGCCAUAAAAGACUUAACACACUGAGUGAGGUAUACUUAACACUAGAUUUUCAUGUUGUAAUUUCAGAUCUUCUUUGAAGUGGGAAUUUACUUGUUUACAUUAUAUGACAUUAGCAUCUGUUUCAGCAUUUUAAAUCUACGGCAUAUAAAUACUCUCUUUACAGCUCCUUUAUACGAUUUAUAGUGUAGUUGAAAUCUUGUUGUUUUACUUUUUGGAAACGGACGAAAGUUGAUGCCAUCUAUAUGAUCAAAUCAAUAUGACCUUAUUGGAGCAACAAAUAUAACUCUGCUGGAUUUAAUUUACUUUGCUCACUUAUAUAGAUAGAAGCAAAUGUGAUAGAAGAACUUUAUUGCGCAACGAUCGUACACGGUACAAUGUAUGGCAAAAAAAGAAGAAGAAACAAACUUAUCAUCCUAAUUACUAAAACAAG
Molecule: messenger RNA, 2896 nt
Organism: Branchiostoma floridae (Florida lancelet)
Lineage: Eukaryota; Metazoa; Chordata; Leptocardii; Amphioxiformes; Branchiostomatidae
Product: cartilage intermediate layer protein 2-like
Exons: 4
Coding region: 1793-2218 (141 amino acids)
Source: RefSeq, a predicted model, not a curated record